Molecule: messenger RNA, 1023 nt
Organism: Emiliania huxleyi CCMP1516
Lineage: Eukaryota; Haptophyta; Isochrysidales; Noelaerhabdaceae
Exons: 1
Coding region: 1-1023 (340 amino acids)
Source: RefSeq, a predicted model, not a curated record
AUGUUCCUCGCGCUCCUCCUCGCUAGUGGAUCGAGCAUUGACGAAAGCGGACUCGCCAACCAGGUGAGGCAACGGGCAGCGGCGCUUCUCUCUUGCUGCCAUCUGUGCUGCAACACGACGUCGCUCGUCGCUGGAGUGACAGCGCCAAAAGCAUGGCCAAAGCGGGGCGGUGGGAACUGGCGGGACCUCUUGUUGCCCAUCUCCAGGACACUUGAUGACGCAUCGCUGCUCGUGGAUGGGGACGUCUACAUCUUCGGGGUUGCAGCUGGGAGGUCCCUCCUGAGCUGGCGAGACAUCCUGCUCCGCAACGAGGUGCGAACCUGGGGGGCGAGAAAGGGCACCUCCGUAGCUCCGCCGUUGCGCUCGCCACCCGAGAAGUGGUAUGGAUUCGACUCCUUUGCGGGCUUGCCGGAGACGAAUCGCGACGAGAAGCUUGCGGGAUGGCGCAGAGGCAGCUAUCGUAAUACACAACAAGGGCCUCGCGAGAUUGCGCGCAGAUACUUCAACGAGGACGACCGGCGCUCCUCUGGUAUUCCGUUCAAGGUCUCGCUCGAGCUUAUCCCAGGCUUCUACAAUGAUUCGCUGACUACCGGCAUCAUCGCGCAGUUUGACAUGAGGCGAGCAACGUUUGUGGAGAUCGACUGCGAUCUGUACGUAUCGUCUGUGCAGGCUUUGGACUUCAUGUUUCGCAACCGGCUGAUCGUCAGUGGCACUCUCAUAGGCUAUGACGAUUGGUGGGUGGUCCCUUGCGUCGCCAAAAGCCGCUGGAUAUCAGCUCUUGAGGUCGGCGAGGGGUUGGCCCACGCGGAGAUGGCAAAGCGCUACGAUGUCGAGUUCAUCUGCUUGGCGGGUCCCUGCAAGUUCCCCUCAGGUUCGUCAUGGCCUAACAUGCAUGCGCACCGCGGCGCCUGGGGCGCCAUCUUUCUCGUCGCGUCUAUUGGCGCGGGGAAGGGUAGCCCAGGCUUCAUGUCGCCGCGUGAAGAGCUCGCCUUCCGAUCGUCGCAGUACUCUUGCGGCUAUUAG